This is a messenger RNA of Wasmannia auropunctata (little fire ant), 2683 nucleotides long. It is a transcript of the gene lok, whose product is annotated as serine/threonine-protein kinase Chk2. Gene Ontology annotation, biological process: mitotic DNA damage checkpoint signaling; protein phosphorylation. The record is from RefSeq and is a predicted model, not a curated record. Gene Ontology annotation, molecular function: ATP binding; protein serine/threonine kinase activity; protein binding. NCBI's taxonomy places the organism in Eukaryota, Metazoa, Arthropoda, Insecta, Hymenoptera, Formicidae. Gene Ontology annotation, cellular component: cytoplasm; nucleus. Bases 321 to 1739 code for a protein of 472 amino acids. The transcript is spliced from 7 exons.
CUUCGACACACGUGAUCCAGUGCAAUUCAUUGUUUACGCGAGGGAUUGUAUCGUAGCGUUGGUUCGUCGAGAGUUUCCAGGUUAUUACGCAGUACGCUUCAUCUCUUCCGUUCGACGUAAAGUCGUUCGCGGUCGCUCGCAGGUUGUCCAAGGCUGUGCCAAGUAAAUUUUCCCCGAGAAACGAUCAUUGUCGUGAUCUCCAGGACGAUCGACCUUUCGCGAAUCGGCAAGCUCGCCGGGAUGGGUUAGCCGCCAUUCCUGUGGUUCCCUGUAGUUUUCGAACGCUCUCGUUUUAAUCCUCGUGUCCACCUCACGACGAAAUGGCAUCACAGGAACAGAUCCCCGCCAGUCUGCCCGACACCCAAAAUGCGGAUGGUAUAUUGACACAAUCGCAGGAGACGUCAAGUCAGCAGCCGACGUUAAUCACCUGGGGAAGGCUGUGCCCUGUGAGGGCAUUCCUGCGAACUCUGGACAUGAUGAAGGACACCGGUUACACCGUGGGACGUUCGCCGACCUGCGACAUUCAUUUAACUGCAAAUGAGAUAGGUACGAAGUAUCUGAAUGUGAUCAGUAAAGUCCACUUUCGCAUAUACAGGGAGUGCAUUAGCAACUCGAACGAAAUCGUGGUGUACCUGGAAGAUCUAAGCCACAACGGGACUUAUGUUGACCAUUGCCUGGUCGGUCAUGGAAAGCAUGUUGUCAUUGGAAAUAAUUCUGAAAUAGCCUUGGCCAAGUGUCACUUCUUACUUUAUGUAUUCGUGAGCACAAAUACGAACGAGACCGCUUGCGCGUUGCCGCUACAGCUGAAGUCGAGAUACACGGUCGGCCGCAAGCUAGGUGCUGGUGCCUACGGCGAAGUGAGGCUGCUAUUUGUGAAGGAUGGCUCUAAACAGUUUGCCGUCAAAAUUAUACAGAAAAAUUAUUUUAGCGUUGGGAACGGGAAUAUUUUCAAUAAUCCGGUGAACGUCCAAAAUGAGGUUGAAAUAUUGAGGAAGCUGAAGCAUCCCAAUGUAAUACAUUUGGAGGAUAUCCACGACACGCCCGACGUCAUGUACAUUAUUCUCGAAUUAAUGAAAGGUGGCGAGCUCUUUGAUAGAAUAAAGAACAACGGUAGACUGUCUGAGCCGUGUGCGAAACGGAUUUUCUAUCAAGUUGUACUCGCUGUCCAUUAUCUCCACAAGCAGGGCAUUACGCACAGAGACCUGAAGCUAGAGAAUAUACUGUUAAAGGACAAUUCGGACUAUCCUUUGGUCAAGGUAUCAGAUUUUGGCUUGUCCAAAUUCGUAGAUACCCAAACAAUGAUGAAGACAUUCUGCGGGACUCCUAUGUACGUUGCUCCCGAGAUACUGAAAACCUGUGGACGCAGCUCGUAUACGAAUCAAGUUGAUGUAUGGAGCUUAGGAGUGAUAUUGUACAUCUGUUUAAGUGGCAGAGUUCCUUUUUCAAAUAAUAGGAGUUUAGAGGAACAAAUCAUACGUGGACUCUAUGAAUUUCGGCCGGCGCAUUUUCAAAAUGUAUCGCAGGAUGCCAUAAGGCUGAAUAAAUCAAUGAUGACGGUAGAUCCGAGAAAACGUUUAACAGUGCCAUAUAUCUUAUUACACCCUUGGUUAAGAGACAUGAAUAUGCGAAGAGAGGUCGACAGAUUAAUAUCCGCUAAUAAUAUAGUUGAGAUGGAGAACGACGAGAAUGUACCACCCGCCGAGAAUGUGCACAUCUACAAACGUCCCCGGUUUAUUUGAAGAAAAAAAAAGGGAAAACAUUUACAUAACGUUAAGAAUAGAGUGUAAAGAAUAUUUCUCAUUUCGCGAGCAAAGAAUGGAGGAAUAUCCAGUGUCCUCUCGACGAGAUUUGGCAUCUCGUUUAUAUAUAUUGUGAUACAUGCUAUUACAUAGAUAAUUUUCAUUUAAAACACCAGUUUUCAACAGAUUCGAUUCAAACGUCGGAAAAUUUAUUAAGUUCAUAAACUCAGUCUUGCACAUAUAUAUAUAGAUCUGAUAGAGAGUACAAAUAUAAAGUACAACAUAAAGUAGCUGUUCGUAAUAACAUUCAUUCCGUUUAAUUGCAAUUGCAAUUAAAUAUACUUUAUGAUUAACUCGGGUAUUAAAAAAAUCAGGAAAUAGGUAAAUAAUUAGACCUGAAUUCUGUGAUAAGAUACAUGAAGUACUCCGCGUGAUAUAUUUUUUUAUUUUUUGACGUAUCUCAAUUUGACGAGUACAAGACUUGUGAUUUAACUUACGACAUAGAGUACUUGUAUGCACAGAAAGCAUUACGUUUUAUGCAUGAUGCCCAUGAUGUAUUAUUUUAUCCUUGUCGUUCACCAAAUAAGAAUGAAAUGAUACAUCAUGCGCAUCGUAACGUAAAAUGGAACGCCACCCAGAAUAAGCAGUGCGCACUACAAAGGUUGUUGAGCGAUAUUAAGUGCGAAUUUACUACCUCUAAGCUUUGAUUAAAAAAUUUAGGAUGUUUCGGAGAUAUAGUGCUAAUAAAAAGAGAUUAAGACUGUCUUACGUUUAAUGCCAAGUGUGCGUGAACAAUAUAAGCUUAAUUUAUCUUAUACAUUUAACUGUAUUAUUACGAGUUUAUCACCUCUUACAUGGUAACAAAAUUGCUCUUGUGUUCAAUUAUACAGAGUUCUUUAUUCAAAGUGAUGGACACUAUACAAUAAAGAGGAACGUCUCGCGAA